This is a messenger RNA of Gasterosteus aculeatus aculeatus (three-spined stickleback), 4486 nucleotides long. NCBI's taxonomy places the organism in Eukaryota, Metazoa, Chordata, Actinopteri, Perciformes, Gasterosteidae. The record is from RefSeq and is a predicted model, not a curated record.
AUUGAUGUUAAAUAUAAUACUUAUGUAAUUUAGAAUGUACUUUUGACAUCGAGAUAUCUACGGGUGUUACAUAAAAACCGUGUAAAACGCGUGGUUAGAGAUUUCGAUUUUAGUCGGAUUUUGUUCUGAAAAUGCUGACCGGAUGAGGGCACGGAUACUUUAUGUUGCUUGCCUGUGCCGCCGAGCCAACUUGCCGACAGGCGCUAGGCGAAAUAUAACGCGAAUUUAAGUGAAAUUAUGGCAUCAACCCCGCAGAAAACAUGCGUGUUUAAUCGCUUCUCGCGUGACAGCAGCUCCCCAGCCCUGGAUUAGUGAAGCCAACAGCGCCGGACAAUGCUAUCCAGUUAGCCCGAGCUAGUUGCUAACUGGCUAAGGAAGUUAGCCGGUUAGCUAGCGAGCCGCGUCAGCUUGCCGUAGGCUGCUCUCUCGUUUCGCGCAUUUCCAGCCUGCUCGCCGACCUCUGUCACCGUUCAACCGGCCGGCUGAGCUCAAACGUUGGACUGCAAGGCGCAGCUUCGCCGGCGUCGAACAGAAAAAGGACCGAAACGCACACACGUCGCUUUUAAAAUGGAGAGCGAGCGGUGUUUCGCAUAAGCGGCAGCUGUUUUUCCAACAAACACCGCUCUUUUGUUUUGACAAAGGAAGCCGAGUUUCUUUCUUUUUCUUUUUUUUUUUUAAACCACCAGCUCACAUCUGCCGGUGGGCCGGAUUCUUUCCUCCAUUCGUUUCGUUGAGUUGAGCCAAUGGCUCCACAGAAGCAGGGCUCCUCGGGUGGAAGCCACCCGGCGGGUUCUGGUUCUGGAGGUAAAGCCAACGGGUUCUACCAGUCGUCGUCCUCCUCCUCUUCCUCCUCCUCCUCCUCCUCCUCCUCGAUGGCUGCAGCCAAGAAGCCCAACAUGCAACUCAUCCAAGCCGACCACGAGCUGUUCCUGCAGGCCUUCGAGAAGCCCACUCAGAUCUACAGGUUCCUCCGCACCAGGAACCUGAUCGCUCCGAUCUUCUUGCACAGGACUCUCACCUACAUGUCCCACAGAAACUCCAGGAAUAACCUCAAAAGGAAAAGCUCAAAGGUCGACAAUCUGUUGUUCAAGGUGGAGAAGAUGAGAGGAGAACAGGAGACUCACAGCUUGGCCUCUAAUCUGCAGCUCAUCUUUACUGGCUUCUUCCAUAAAGCUGGGAAGCCGUCUCAGGACAGUGAGAACGAGCAGAACUCUGUUUCUCUGGAGGUGCUGCUGGUCAAAGUCUGUCACAAGAAGAGGAAGGACGUGAGCUGUCCGGUGAAGCAGGUCCCCACCGGGAAGAAGCAGGUUCCCCUGAAUCCAGACCCGGGAGUCCAGGCCAAGCCAGGCUCCUCCCCCUCGCUGCUGGUUUCCAGCAGCGAGUUUGAGCCCAGCAACUCCCACAUGGUGAAGUCCUACUCGCUGCUCUUCAGGGUGUCGAGGCCCGGCUGCCCCCGGACUCCCAUCAACGGCCUGGCCAACGGAGAGAACCACCACAGCAGGGGUCUGGAUUUCACAGAGGAAGUGGUGAACAGGAAGAGGCGGAGCUCUUCUCUCCGGGAGGAGGGAGAAACCGCGUUUGUGGCCCAGAUGACGGUCUUUGACAAAAACAGACGUCUGCAGCUGCUGGACGGGGAGUACGAGGUGUCUAUGCAAGAGAUGGAGGAGUGUCCGGUCACCAAGAAGAGGGCGACGUGGGAAACCAUCUUGGAUGGAAAGCGCCUGCCUCCCUUCGAGAGCUUCUCUCAGGGUCCCACCCUGCAGUUCACGCUGCGCUGGACCAGCGGCGACUCCGACCGCUCCACCGCGCCCGUGGCCAAACCUCUGGCCACCCGCAACUCCGAGACCAACCAGGACCCGCGGCCCAGCGCCCUGAGGGCCACGCACACGCCAGCUGUUAAAGAAUUGGUCAGCGCGGACGUGACGGCCAGAAGAGAGCUCGUCUCCGCCGAGCCGCGGCAGAAGCUGCGCAUCUUCUACCAGUUUCAGUACAACAGCAACACGCAGCAGCAGACGGAGGCCAGAGACGACCUCCACUGUCCCUGGUGCACCCUCAACUGCAGGAAGCUCUACAGUCUGAUCAAACACCUCAAGCUGUCCCACUCCCGCUUCAUCUUCACCUACGUGCCCCACCCCAAAGGAGCGCAGAUCGAGGUCUCCAUCAACGAGUGCUACGACGGCUCGUACGCAGGAAACCCGCAGGACAUCCACGGCCAGCCGGGCUUCGCCUUCAGCAGGAACGGGCCGGUCAAGAGGACGGCCGUCACCCACGUGGUCGUCUGCAGACCGAAGAGGACCAAGGCGAGUCUGUCCGAGUUCCUGGAGCCGGAGGACGGAGACCAGGAGCAGCCCAUCGUCAGCGGACACAACCGCCUCUACUUCCACAGCGACAGCUGCGUCCCGCUGCGUCCUCAGGAGAUGGAGGUGGACAGCGAGGACGAGCGCGACCCCGACUGGCUCAAAGAGAAGACCGCCAUGCAAAUCGAGGACUUCACCGACGUCAACGAGGGUGAGAAGGAGAUCAUGAAGCUGUGGAACCUCCACGUCAUGAAGCACGGCUUCAUAGCAGACAAUCAGAUGAACGAGUCCUGCCUGAGGUUCGCCGACCACCACGGCGUCCACAUCGUCAGGAACGACCUCUGCCGCAACUUCCUGCUGCACCUGAUCAGCAUGCACGACUUCAACCUGGUCACCACGCAGACCAUCGACCAGGCCAUGGCCCGCCUGCGCCUCCUGCAGAGCCAGCGCGCUCACAGGCAGAAGGAGCCGGAGGAAGAGGAGGAGGAGGACGAGGAGGACGACUGGGAGACGGCCGUGGAGUCCCAACCAGAGCUGGACCCGGAUCUGGAGGAUUCACAGCGUCAUGAGGAGAAGAUCAACGGCUGUGUGCAGAACGGGAACCAGGAGGAGGAGAAGAAGGAAGAGCAGGAGCAGCAGGAGCAGCAGCAGGAGAAGGACCAGAAGGAAGAAGAGGAAGAGCAGCAGCAGCAGGAGAGAGGAGGAGCUGCGACGGAAAGGACGACCGGCAAGCGGAGACUCUCCGGCUCUGAACGUGAAGAUAAAUGACUGAAGGGCGAGCGGUUGGUGGGAUUCACAGAGGAGCCGUUUCAUCAUUACCGGGGGAGAAGUGAGGAGUUGUGACCCCACCGAGCUUAACGAAGACUGGACCGCCGAGGAAGCUCAACUGAUCCGGACCAGUUUGGACUCUUGACGAGCCGGAUUCUCUCUUCAUCCAACUUUUCCUUUCGUCGUCCUCGGUGUGAAGAACCAAUCAGCUUUUGGGGGUCUGAUGUGGUCUCUAGCUGUCCCGAUGAGUUCACCUGGUCUCUGGGUGUGUGAUAAAGCGUCAUGGACUGUUACUCGUUCUCUGGGUGUCACCUGGUUUCUAAUCAGGUCUUCAGGUCUCUAACAAGGUCUCCAGGUCUCCGUGUCCAGAUGACUUAUCAAGUCUCUGAUAUUCUCCAUCUGUUCACUAUAUAUCGAUCUAUACAUAUGUAGAUCUAUAAAUAUGUAGAUCUAUAUACAUGCAUCGAUCUCUCUGGAUCAGACCUUCUCUCUGGUGCUAGAUCUUUUAUUGCUGUUGUCUCUCAGCGACCUCCACUGCCAGCGCUCACACUCAAACACGACCACUUCCUGCUCGGCCUCCGUUUUCUAAAACCACCACCAAUCAAAUCCAGGACUGCUUUUGUUAAGACAACAAACUUGUUUUAUUUUUAGUUGUAAAUCGAUUCAGUCCUCACAAAUAUACGGCGUGUUUUUAGCGUUUUCAAUCGACGGGAUUCAGUCUCCCUUUGGGGGUUUUAAUCCUGUGCCGGUUCCAGUGUCUUUUAUUUCAGAUCCUUACGAGCAGAAUCUUCUCUUUUGGGCUGACGUCACGCACAAAGAGCUGCCGAAAAUUGAUAAAAGGAUACAAAUCUGCGUGAACAGAAGUCUAUUUUCCUCCACAGCUGGUGUUUGUGAACAUGCGACUGUAAAACCAAUAAAUUAGUUUUUGAAUACGAUUGUUCAGGAAGCCUGAACGCCUCACGGCAAGUUUUUGUAUUUAGUUUUAUUUUCGUAGUUUACACACCAAAGGAGACGACGUUGCUUCAGAUUUCUCCGCUCUUUUGUGUCUCCUGUGAACAUUUCAAAAAUAAAAAGCUCACUGCCUUUAAAAUGAUCUCAAAGGUCCAGAGAGAACGGAAGCCGAAGGUCCCAGAUGCUGAUUUCAGGUCCGUCAGCUCCUUCUCGUAUCAAGAAACUGCCCCCAGAAAAUAAGAAGCUUUAGAGGUUUGCGCUGGGAGUGACGAGCAGGGUGCUCUUUCUGUUUUGGGGGGAAUAAAAUGUAUCUUUUUGUUGAUUCGCACGAGACCAGCCGCAUUUUGCACAAGAUGAGAGGAGCCAUGUCGAGGAAACAAGGAAAAAAAAAUCAAAUAAAACCGCUCGACGUUGUGAACUUUUAAGUUGAGUCAGAGUGCUUUUCUAUUAAAUGAACAAUUUUGUACAAA